CAGACCAUAAGAACACCAGUUGGAAAGUUUUUAGCUUCAGUGGUUACUUAAACGAUCAAACACAUAUUUUUGGACAAGAUUCACGUGCCCCCUUACAGCUUUUAAUCCAUGCUGCUUUCCGGGAAACUGAGGUAUUCGGAUUAUCGUUCUUUCUCUUCGAGCUCUCUCUCUAGAUUUCUAAGCUUUCAUCUUCCAUAGCUAGUGUUGACAACCGUCACAACCUCUGCCGUCUCACCCGCUCUCAAUCAUCAUCAGUUGUUCGUGUUGUAUCUGGAUGAAGGCGGAGGCGGCUACGGUUGGGAAGUUUAGGCACAAAAGAUUGGUGAGGGAAAUGAGAGGCUGUUGGUGGCACAAUACAUUCCUAAUCAUACUCUCUCCAAGCACCUCUUUCCCUAUAAAGGGUUCAUUUGGGGAGGGUGAUGGAAAUGCUGCUACCGUCAACAAGAAAUUGUUGAAUCUACAAAAGGUGGCCCCUUUCUUUUCAGUAAAAGACUUAAUACAAAAGUUCUUGUAAUGUUUCAUAACUUCAUUCUUUUUCCUUUCAAGUGUUUCAUAACCGCUGAUUUUGAUGUUGCAUCAAAGUUUUAUCUCUCUCGUCUCCUUUGUUGGUUCCGAUAGACAAUGAUGUGCUAGGGUAGUGUGUUUGAAGGUUCCCGUAGGUUUGAAUCCUUGGUUUUGUUUCAAGUCCUGAAAACCAAAAGAGACAUAUUUGAAUCUUGCUAAUUUCCUCUAGGAUCCUCAUAUCGUUGGAACAUAUUGUAUAAUGUAGUUUUGCUUUAGUCAUUCUUCUAGUUGUAACUUGUAACUUAAUGCAAAUGCUUGGAGAUGUGAAGUGAUCACCAAUCGCGACAUCUGUGUCCAAGGACUCUCACUAGGCAUUUAGCUAUAAUACAAUCCUUUUUCUGGUAUGAAUUCUGCAUAACUUACAUGGUCUUUAUUCCAUCCUAGUUCUUGUUAGGAUUCUGGAUAUGGGUCUUGUUUUCAUUAAUUUGGCAUCAAUUAGAUGGGUUUUUGAGCAAUGACGGAUUAAAUUGGUCUUUUCUGGUUUUUGUGUUUAGUGUAUCUUUGGAAUAGUCUGUUGUUAGUACUAAAAUAAGAUUUAGUGGAUUUCAAGGGUAGUUUAAACAAGACAAAUGCGCAGUUGUCAUGAUCAUUCUUAAUGGUGUUGUCAGUUGUCCUCAAAUUUUCCCUGUACAUAUCAACUGUUUUCCUAUAAUCUGAUUGGAGUUAAUAUAAACUUAUUAUUGUGGAAAAUUAGUUUUCGUAUGAAUUUUGGACUGUGUCAUUGCAUGCUUAGAACAGUUAGGAUUGUCAAAGAAAGAUUAGUUUUUGAAAAUGAAAUCUGCAACGAAAGACAAUUAAAACCACUUUGGAAAAACCAAGUAUGGGUGCUAUCACUCUAUUUCCCUAUAUCCCUGCCGAAUUGGGAUUGGGUCCAAUCUUUGGAAGGGCAUCCUUGAGUUAAAUGACUUGUUAACGAAUGGAUCAGUCGAACGACAUAAUCUCGGCGUGUAAGUAAUAAGUUUCUGUUCCUGUCAUGAUCAUCCCUCUGCAUAUCAAUUAAUCAUUUGUCUUCCUUACAGAUAAAGGGAUAGUUUGGGGAGGAUGAUGGAAAUGCUGCUACCGUCAACCAGUAAUUGUUGAAUCUACAAAAGGUGACCCCUUUCUUUUCAGUAAAAGACUUGAUACAAAAGUUCUUGUAAUGGUUCAUAACUUCAUUCUUUUCCUCUCAAUUGUUUCAUAACUGCAGAUUUUGGUGUUGCCUCAAAGUUUUAUCUCUCUCUCUCUUCUCCUUUAUUGGUUGUGAUAGACAAUGAUGUGCUAGGAUAGUGUGUUUGAAGGUUCCCUUGUGAUUUAUAAAAUACGGUUCAAAUGGAUUAUCUCUCUAGCAUCACACUAACCAUUGUUGUUGUUGUUGUUGUUGUUAUAGAAACUUGGUAGUUCAAAAUUUUCAUUUUGUCUUUGGAUUGUGGUGCAAAGUCUACCCGUGAAACCACCAAUUCCUCUAGUUCUAUUCUAUGAGUAUGGAAGGAGAUAUCUUAAAUUCCCUUGAAAUUGGUUUAUGAGUAACACAAGGAUACCCUCCAGCAUUCAAUCCCACCCUUAAAAUAACUAUUAAGCUACAUUUUGAUUGUUAUAUCAUGUGAUUUACAAAAUACGGAUCAAAUAAAUAAUCUUUUUAGCAUCACUCUAACCGUUGUUAUUAUUAUUAUGGAAACUGUUACUAACAUUUUAAAAAUCUCAUUUUGUAGUCUUCACAGGUGUAUUUUAUUUCUAAAUGUAAAAAGUUUAAAAUACAAAAUGAAAAUUUUGAAGUGGGAAUAACAAUUCAGUAACACAAAGUCUCGCUUGAAACCAUCAAUUCCUCUAAUUCUAUUCUAUGAGUCUCACGUGAUACCCUCCAGCAUCCAAUCCAACCCUUAUUUAAACUUAUAUUUCUCCAGUCGAGAUUUGAUCUGCAAAACAAGAUCUGCCCUUGGCCUCUCUGAGGACUUCCAUCAAGCACCUGGCAGGCACAUUUGGGGUACUCAGUAGUAGAGCAAAGAUGGGUGUUGGUAUAUCGGUUCUGAUAGGGUUGAAGGCAGCAGUAUAUUUCGCGUUGUUUGCAUACCUCGGAAGCUCUGGUUUCACAGUGCUUUCGAUACCAUUUUUGUAUGCCUCUAUGGUAUCAUUUUUGGUUUCACUUGCUGCUCUUCCAUCCAUAGACCUUCCCAUGCUGUUGGGGAAGAACUCAGAUGGGACUUUCCCCAUUUGGUCGAUUAUAAUGUUCAGCCCCUAUUUGUAUUUCGUCCGCUUCUUCUCGGCAUUGCGGAGGAUGCAGAGUAGGGAGGCUCCUUACACUGAAAUCUCCGAGGGCUUGUUCGUUGGCGGGUGGCCUUCUUCGCAGGAUAAACUGCCGCCAGGUGACCCUGCCAUUGUUGAUUGCACUUGUGAAUUUCCAAGGAAUUCUGAGGUUUCAGGGCAUUCUUAUUUGUGUGUGCCAACAUGGGACACGAGGGCUCCCCCGCCGGUUGCCAUUGAAUCUGCUGUCAAGUGGGCUUGCCGAAAAAGGGCUCAGAAUAAGCCUGUUUUCGUCCACUGCGCCUACGGUCAUGGGAGAAGUGUAGCUGUCAUGUGUGCACUACUAGUUGCUCUUGGGGUGGCAGAGGACUGGAAAAAUGCUGAGAAACUAAUUCGAGAGAAACGCCCUUACAUUAGGAUGAAUGCUCUACACCACAGGGCUCUGGAAGAGUGGUCAAAACAUCGGUUAUCUCCUUCUAAGAAGAAUUGAUUAGCUAAAGUAAUAGAUAGCCAUGGUUUCUUGCGGUGCCAGUUGAACCAUUGACCCGGUGAACCUCAUGUGGAACACAAAGCCACAGACUACAACGAGACCGGCAACAGCCAUGUUUUCUGAUGCUACUGUUAAGUCGGGAAACAGUCAAUAUUUCUUGAAUGACUUAGUGUGUGAUUAUGCAUAAACGUUAUCUUAAUUUGUAAGAAGAUUUAUAACUUUCCACUUAUUAAUGCAAUGAUUGUAAGAUACAAGCUCAACCUCCUGAGUUUUAAGUGAAUUUUCCAACGGCCGUUCUUCC
Molecule: messenger RNA, 3572 nt
Organism: Pyrus x bretschneideri (Chinese white pear)
Lineage: Eukaryota; Viridiplantae; Streptophyta; Magnoliopsida; Rosales; Rosaceae
Exons: 6
Coding region: 2546-3271 (241 amino acids)
Biological process (GO): protein dephosphorylation
Molecular function (GO): protein tyrosine/serine/threonine phosphatase activity
Source: RefSeq, a predicted model, not a curated record